ACGUCACGGGAGGAAGUGGGGCGGGACUUCCGGGACCGGACAAAAAGGCCUCCCAGGAUGCGGCUCUCUGCGGCGCUGCUGAUCUCGCACGGCCGGGUCCAGCGGCGCUUCGGCCUGGGCCCGCGCUCGCGGCUCGACCUCCUCCGGAACCUGGUCACGGGGCUGGUGCGGCACGAGCGGAUCGAGGCCCCCCGCGCACGCGCAGACGAGAUGAGCUUCUACGCCGAGCGCCUUAUCGACUUUGCCAAGCGGGGCGACACGGACCCCCGGGCCAUGCGCAUGGCCGACUUCUGGCUCACGGAGAAGGACCUGAUCCACAAGCUGUUCCGUGUGCUGGCCCCGCGCUUUGAGGCCCGUUCGGGGGGCUACACGCGCCUGCUCCGCAUCCCCAACCGGGAGAACCUGGACCGGGCGCCCAUGGCGGUCAUCGAGUACAAGGGGAACCCGCUGCCCCCGCUGCCCCUCCCCAAGAGGGACUCCAACAAGACCCUGGUCAACCAGCUCCUGCAGGGCUUCUGGCGGGACCGGCGGGUGGCCCAGAAGGGCAAAGCGGACGAGGCCCCGGGAAGCCCCGUCUAAGAAGCCAUGGACUGAGGCUCAGGCCUCCUCCUCUCUGGCCGGACACGCCCUCCCUGCAGGACAGUCAUCGAGAAACAGGAAGGAGUUCAGGGUGCAGCAGGAGGUCUUGUCUCCAUGGCAGGAAAUGAGCUUUUGUUGACACAAUCUGUUUGGCAAUAAAUAUGGACUGCAGAGUCUCUUUGUCCCUGCUCUGUUGUUCCUCCAAGUAGAGGAAGAGGACUAUCUUCUGUCAUGAAUAUUUUACAAAACUAAAAAGUUAUUUAAUUGGAAAUAACUGCACCCAGUCUCUGGGCACACAUCCCUUUUGAAAUAAAUGGCAAUCCCAA
Molecule: messenger RNA, 905 nt
Organism: Anolis carolinensis (green anole)
Lineage: Eukaryota; Metazoa; Chordata; Lepidosauria; Squamata; Anolidae
Gene: mrpl17
Product: mitochondrial ribosomal protein L17
Exons: 3
Coding region: 58-579 (173 amino acids)
Biological process (GO): translation
Cellular component (GO): mitochondrial large ribosomal subunit; ribosome
Molecular function (GO): structural constituent of ribosome
Source: RefSeq, a predicted model, not a curated record